AAACGAAUGAUUAUUGGUUUGAAAGUGGAAAUUACUGUUUAGGGCUCAUAAGUUCGUGAUUGCAAUAAUUAGAAGGAAGGACAUGAAUGGAAUAAAGUGAAAUCACGAGGGUAUGUAAUAACCUAGCGAAGGGCACAGAUCUCACUGACCCGAAAACUUUUUUCCCCGCUCUGAAAAAAACGACCCCUCGCCGGAACCAAGAAAGGACCUUCAACCACCAACUUCAACAAUACGAUUACGGUGACAGAAAUGUUGACUUCCCCUUAAGAUUCCACGGGAAUUACGGUCUUUGUCUCAAGUUUCGGGGUUAAUACGAGCUCCGACGAGGAGGCGGCAUCAUUUCUGGAGCUGCGACGGAGGCGGAGACGAUGAGCAGAAAUCUCAGAUCCUCCGCCGCAAUGUCUCAUCGGAAUAACCCUAAACCCCUCCCUUUGGUUGUUACUCUCAACUGCAUCGAAGAUUGCUCGUUGGAACAGGAUUGUUUGGCCGGCGUUGCUGUGGUGGAGCAUGUUCCGCUUAGUCGUUUGGCCGACGGGAAAAUCGAGUCGGCUACGGCUGUGGUUCUUCAUUCGCUUGCCUACCUACCGCGAGCUGCUCAGCGCCGGCUUCAUCCUUGCCAUCUUAUCCUAUGUCUUGGUUCUGCUGACCGCUCCGUCGAUUCUGCUUUAGCCGCGGAUCUCGGUCUCCGUCUGGUUCAUGUUGAUACUUCUCGAGCGGAGGAGAUUGCCGACUCUGUCAUGGCGCUUUUCCUCGGAUUGCUUCGCCGUACUCAUCUACUCUCUCGCCAUACGCUCUCGGCUUCGGGAUGGCUUGGGUCUAUCCAGCCUCUUUGCCGUGGCAUGAGACGCUGUCGAGGAUUGGUUUUGGGGAUAGUUGGCAGAUCUUCUUCGGCUCGGGCUUUGGCUACAAGGAGCUUAGCCUUCAAGAUUAGCGUGCUUUAUUUUGAUGUCAAUGAUGGAAAGGGGAAAGUGAGCAAGCCUACAGCAACAUUCCCGUCUGCUGCUCGAAGAAUGGAUACUCUUAACGAUUUGCUUGCUGCGAGUGAUCUUAUAUCACUUCACUGUGCUCUGACAAACGAUACAGUCCAGAUUAUCAACGCUGAAUGUCUGCAGCAUAUAAAGCCCGGAGCAUUUCUUGUUAAUACUGGUAGCAGCCAGUUAUUGGAUGAUUGUGCUGUGAAACAACUUCUAAUUGAUGGAACCUUGGCUGGCUGCGCUCUGGAUGGUGCUGAAGGGCCACAGUGGAUGGAAGCAUGGGUGAAGGAAAUGCCAAAUGUUUUGAUACUUCCACAUAGUGCAGAUUAUAGUGAAGAGGUUUGGAUGGAGAUCAGGGAGAAAUGUGUCUCCAUAUUACAAGCCUUCUUUGUUGAUGGGGUAAUUCCUGAGAAUGCCAUAUCUGAUGAGGAUGAGGAUGAAAGUGAAGUCAAUGAGGUAAAAGAACAAUCAGACGGUCGUGGUGUAGAAGGUACCCUUCAGCUUGCUGUUGUUGAGCAGUUGACCGAGGAUAACCACUUAAGUCCAGAGAGCUCCCAGAAGAAAGGGUUGAAUCUUUCACCUGAGUCAUCCAGUCAGCCCCAGAGUUCCAGUUUAUCUCAAACUACUGUUACCCGGUCUGAUGGAAGACGCAGUAGGUCCGGCAAGAAAGCCAAGAAAAGGCAUACACAUCAAAAAUCUCAACAGAAAGACGAUUCUCUCUUGUUAGAAAAGGAAAGUACCUCUCACCGAGAAGACGAUACUGCUAUGAGUGGCACAGAUCAAGUUUUAAGUUCAAGCUCUCGAUUUGCUUCCCCUGAUGAAUCGAGAAACCGGAAAGUUCCUAUGGAGUCUAUGCAAGAAUCUACCUCAGAUCCAUCACUUAAAUCAAAAAAGAAAUUAGGUAGGAAGUCUAUUAAUCAGCUGAAAGAUGGAUAUAUUGUAGCCAUAUAUGCUAGAGAUCGUCCUGCAGUCCAUGUAUCCCGACAAAGAGUUAAAGGUGGCGGUUGGUUUCUUGAUACCAUGACUGAUGUUACAAAAAGAGACCCUGCUGCACAGUUUCUGGUUGUUUUUAGAAACAAGGAUACGAUUGGUCUUCGAUCGCUCUCUGCUGGUGGGAAGUUAUUGCAGAUAAAUCGUAGAACGGAGUUUGUAUUUGCUAGCCACAGUUUUGAUGUUUGGGAGAGUUGGAUGCUUGAAGGGUCUCUGGAAGAAUGUAGGCUGGUCAAUUGUAGAAACCCAUUGGCACUUUUGGAUGUGCGCAUUGAAGUCCUUGCAACUGUAGGUGAUGAUGGAGUUACCCGCUGGCUAGAUUAGAAGUAUUCAAAUUUUCUACCUCAUUUGUCCACUAAUUAAAGGUUUGCGUAACUUUGAAAGCUUAAAAAGUUGUAGAGCAUUCUUUCAUUUCCUCGUUUUUGGUCACCUUAUUCCUCUUUCGGUUGUUUGCCAUCUUUAAGCUAAAAUGCCUCCUUCUUUACUAUAGGCUUUGAAGUUGUUGGCUAUUUAAUCAACCUGUGGAUGAACGAGUGUACUCUGUAAUCUAUUUUAGAGCUUUAACGAGAUUUGUUAAGAUUGUACGCA
This is a messenger RNA of Cucumis melo (muskmelon), 2552 nucleotides long. RefSeq names its product C-terminal binding protein AN. Lineage: Eukaryota; Viridiplantae; Streptophyta; Magnoliopsida; Cucurbitales; Cucurbitaceae. Gene Ontology annotation, biological process: microtubule cytoskeleton organization. The transcript is spliced from 7 exons. Gene Ontology annotation, molecular function: NAD binding. The coding region runs from base 369 to 2288 and encodes 639 amino acids. The record is from RefSeq and is a predicted model, not a curated record.